AUGUGCUGGAGAUGGACGGGGGGUGCGAGUGGUAUGGGUGUUGCUGGUGGCAUGCAAACACGGGCUGAUGGUGUGGGGCACGUUGAGAUGGACACGGUUGCUGUAGCGGUUGCAAAUGGUGAAGUGAGGGCUGCGGUUGAUGGUGGCAGCAUGGGCUGCAUAGUCCAAGCUAUAAUAAGCACUGGUGAAGUGGUGUGCAGUGAAUGGUGCGCCCGUGGUACUGGGUACUUCCUGCUGGUUGGAACGUGUGCAAAGAGUCGCGCUGGGUUUGCUGUCACUGACUGUUUCCUGCUUCCAACCUCCCCAUUUCUUCCUGCCUUCUGUCCAUUCGUCCACAUCCUCUUCCCAACUGCUCCAUUCUCCUUCCCCUUGCUCCCAUUCGUCGUCCGCGUGCAUCUGAGUCACAUCAGCACUUGUUGGCGUGUACCGGGCGUGUGCGCUUGGCACUGGGGCUUGCUGGAAGUGGGUGGGCAUGGUGUGCGCGCGAGAGGUACACCAUCUGCUGUGGCUGAUGCGGGAGGUGCAGCGAUUACUGCCGGAUGUGAAGGUGCUGGUGCUGGUGUGAUGCUGAAAUUUUCAAAACGGAGAGAACUCAGAAUGCGAGUGCAGCAAAAGGCAAUCAAACCAAACAAAGCGACUUCCUUGGUAGAAUACAUAAGGGACGAGAGACUGAGUCAAAAUCCGAGAGAACAAGAGAACACGAGAAAAAACCAAGCAGACAAGCAGAGUAGGCGAGUCGCGAGCUCUCAUUCUAGUCACAAGGUGGAGAGAGGGCCACACUGGUAG
Suillus bovinus is the source of this 786-nucleotide messenger RNA. RefSeq lists its product as uncharacterized. NCBI's taxonomy places the organism in Eukaryota, Fungi, Basidiomycota, Agaricomycetes, Boletales, Suillaceae. The record is from RefSeq and is a predicted model, not a curated record. The transcript is spliced from 6 exons. Bases 1 to 786 code for a protein of 261 amino acids.